This is a messenger RNA of Talaromyces amestolkiae, 1725 nucleotides long. RefSeq lists its product as uncharacterized. Bases 1 to 1725 code for a protein of 574 amino acids. The record is from RefSeq and is a predicted model, not a curated record. The transcript is spliced from 4 exons. Lineage: Eukaryota; Fungi; Ascomycota; Eurotiomycetes; Eurotiales; Trichocomaceae.
AUGGGCGAUAGUCUCCAGUCGCUGCGAAGGCUGGCCAAAAGAUUCAAUAUUCGAAAUCGACGAGAAGGCGAGGACUGGCCUGAAGCCCAUAGGACGACAUUUCAAAAUAUCAAAUCUCUGUCACAAAAUAGAUUUGACACUUAUAUCCCAGAAGUCACUGUUUCAAAUGAAAAACCCUGGAAGCAACAGACAAAAAAGCGCGCACAAUGGCUGGUAGAACGUGCAAGGCGCCUAGUCGGCCAGGAUUCUAAUGAAGCUGGAUGGCGCUUUGCUCUCGAAAAUGAGGUGUUGCGAAGGUUUAUGGUGGAAGUCGCCUGCUACGACCUUGGUGCCAAUCGACUUUUCGACGAUAGAGUCGAUGAAUUUGUUAUCUACGAUGACCUGGUCAAAUCCCAUCUCCCAAAACAAGCCCCUGAUCGGGUUUUUGGUUUACAAGACACGCCAAGUUUUCGAACAUUGCUCGAUAGCUCUGCAAGACCGGAAAUUAGGACAGCACCAGAUGACACCGUGUCAGAUCUCAUAACGUCUACGCCCUUUAAAACAGAAUCAGAUCCCCUUUUGUUUCCUUUCCUGGUGCUUGAGGCGAAGUCCGAAUCGAGUUCUCGUGGUUCCGAGGCCAUACUAACUCAAAGUUUCUUCCCCAUACGAGCUCUACUAAAGCUGCAAGAUGAUUUGCGAUCCUAUUUUCCUAAAGAUGAAGUGAAAUUUGAACCUUUGGUGUGGUUUCUUGCGUCUCGUGGGGAUAACUGGAAGCUCUACUGUGGUACGGUGGUGAAGGGGGAGAAUGAAGAGCCAACCAAAUAUGAAACAACUUUCCUAUGGACAGGGUCUCUCUUGCGUGAGGAUGAUGCAUUGCAAUUGGUGCUGAUUGUCGACUACAUCAUGGAUUGGGCUAGAGAUAUCUACCGUAUUGCCAUUCUGCGACAACUUAAAUCAAUGGUCACGGGACAGCCAUUUGAUCAGAUAACUCUUGCCUACAGUGAGAUGUCGUCGAUGCGAAGAGAUGUCUCCAGAUGGAUCCCGGCACCGCCUAGUACUAUCUUCAGCGAGUUGGAGACUGCGAACGAGUCCGAUGGCCUUGAAAAUGUUAUUUCUUCCAAGCCGUUGGACCAUCAAGAACUUCUUGAUAUACAUAUACCCAAUACAAAACUGGGAUCUCUCCGGUCAGCCUCCAAAUCAGAGCGUCGUUUCACCUGUCUUUACCUUACAGAGGGCCUUCUUCCAAGUUUUCUGCAAGUAGUCGCGGGGCCUAAAGAUAGCAAGGACAAAACAGAAAAAGCUGCGCGGCAAAUAAUCAAUUUUGUCUCACAGUUUGAUGAUGUUCUAGUGAUGCCAAAAAGAGACCUCGACAUGAUUGAGUCACUUUGGACAAGCAAGGCAAUAGCAACCGAUCCAGAUGAGGUUUCAGAAGACCUUUAUGUUGUCAUGGAAGCAAAUUGGCUCAUCUUUCUGCUCGGUAUUGGACACUCCGAAGAGGAGGCAACCGUUCUCGCAGCGAUGCACAAGAUCAACUUGGAUCUUGCAAUUUAUCGGGAAAGAUUCUUUGGUGAUAUGCCUUCUUUCAGAAAAAUCAAACUUAGUGGUGAAUCAAAUGCCCAACGAUUUAGCACUUGGGACGAAGGUAUAGAUUUUCUCAAUCGUGCGCACCCCAAGCAUAUAGCUUAUGUGGAAACUAUCCGUGGAAAAUUAAACACGCCAGCAGGAGAGGUGAUUGUUCUGGACUGA